CGCGAGCGGAGAGUUCGAGCAGACCAUUGGGGACGAAAUGAAGGCAGUCGUGGUGCCCAAGUACAAUGCUCCGCUCGAGUUCACAGAGCUGCCCAAACCAACUAUCAAGGCCAAUGAUGAGGUCCUCAUCAAAGUCGCCUACGCCUCGCUCAAUCCCAUCGACUACAAACGAGCAGACGGGAUGCUCAAGAUCAUCAAGAGCGACACCUUUCCCUACAUCCCUGCCUACGAUGUUUCCGGCACCGUCGAGAGCGUAGGCAGCGAUGUCGAGCAAUUCAGAUCGGGCGACAAGGUCUUUGCGAGAAUUGGAGACGAUGCGCCGGGCACGCUGGCAGAGUUCGUCGUCACUCCUUCCCAUCUCGUUGCACAUGCGCCCAAGUCGAUCUCGCUCGAAGAAGCCGCAGCUGUACCGCUGGCCGGUAUGACAGCCCUACAAACGAUCCGUCGAGCUGGCUUCUCGUCCGGUCAGAGCAUGCUCGUCACUGCGGGCGCAGGAGGCGUUGGCAUUUUCGCUCUCGGACUUGCCAAGAAUGUGUUCAACGGGGCGGAAGUAGCCACAACAGCUUCUACCAAAAAGGUCGAGCUCGUCAGAAGCCUGGGUGCGACCAAAGUGAUUGACUACACAAAGCAAGAUUACACGAAAGAGCUCAAGGAUGUCGAUUUCGUCUUUGAUACGAUGGGCGAUCUGAAGACUCCGCUCAAAGUCAUCAGACAAGGCGGACGGUUGUCCACCAUUGCUGGCAUACCGCCCGCUUCGGAGCUCAUCGGCAAGUUUGCCAACCAGCCCGGUAUGCCCAUUCGCUUCAUCUUGAAUACUCUCGAUUGGUGGCAGGCACGGCCAGCAAGGUCAGCAGGGGUGACGUUCCAGAGCGUCUUCAUGCAGACCAACGGCAAAGACCUCGCAGAACUUGCGGGAUAUAUCGACGAAGGCAAGCUGAAAGUCGUGCUCGAUUCGACGUAUGCUCUCCAGGACGCUCAGAAAGCGUGGGACAAGCUCAAAGAUGGCCAUGCCACCGGUAAGAUUGUUGUAGCCGUUGCAUAAUGCACGUCGUAUUUAUCUUUCGCCG
Molecule: messenger RNA, 1067 nt
Organism: Mixia osmundae IAM 14324
Lineage: Eukaryota; Fungi; Basidiomycota; Mixiomycetes; Mixiales; Mixiaceae
Exons: 2
Coding region: 38-1042 (334 amino acids)
Cellular component (GO): mitochondrion
Molecular function (GO): oxidoreductase activity
Source: RefSeq, a predicted model, not a curated record